AAAUGCGAGGGGCAGCUCGCUGAGGCGCCUCGGUUUCUGAUCCGACGUGUUUUCCGCUGGAGUUCCGUAGCCGUCUGGGUUCCGCCCGGGUCCGGAUUCUACGCCGGGAGACAAGAUGCUCAAGUCCAAGACGUUCUUAAAGAAGACCCGCGCGGGCGGCGUGGUGAAGAUCGUGCGCGAGCACUACCUGCGGGAUGACAUCGGCUGCGGGGCCCCGGCCUGCGCGGCCUGCGACGGGGCGCACGCGGGCCCGGCCCUGGAGUCGCAGCCCCGGGACCAGGCGAGCAGCCUCUGCCCGUGGCCGCACUACCUUCUGCCGGACACCAACGUGCUGCUGCACCAGAUUGAUGUUCUGGAGGACCCUGCUAUCAGGAAUGUAAUUGUGCUACAGACAGUCCUGCAGGAAGUGAGAAACCGGAGUGCCCCUAUAUAUAAACGAAUCAGGGAUGUGACGAAUAACCAGGAGAAGCAUUUCUAUACGUUCACUAAUGAGCACCAUAAAGAGACCUACAUAGAGCAAGAACAGGGGGAGAAUGCUAAUGACAGAAAUGAUAGAGCCAUCCGAGUAGCAGCAAAAUGGUACAACGAACAUUUGAAGAAAAUGUCAGCAGAAAGUCAGCUACAAGUUAUCCUUAUAACAAAUGACAAGAAAAACAAAGACAAAGCUGUAGAAGAGGGAAUACCAGCUUUCACAUGUGAAGAAUAUGUAAAGAGCCUGACUGCUAACCCUGAACUUAUAGAUCGUCUUGCUUGUUUGUCUGAAGAAAUGAAUGAAAUAGAAAGUGGAAAAAUAAUAUUUUCAGAGCACCUUCCUUUAAGUAAGCUCCAACAAGGCAUAAAAUCUGGUUCAUACCUUCAAGGAACAUUUCGAGCUAGCAGGGAAAAUUAUUUAGAAGCUACAGUGUGGAUUCAUGGAGACAAAGAUGAUGAAAAAGAGAUACUUAUACAAGGACUUAAACAUCUAAACAGAGCUAUUCAUGAAGACAUUGUGGCUGUGGAACUUCUGCCCAAGAGUCAGUGGGUGGCACCAUCUUCUGUGGUUUUACAAGAUGAAGGCCAAAAUGAAGAUGAUGUGGAGAAAGAUGAGGAGAGAGAACUCAUGCUUAAGACUGCUGUAAGUGAAAAAAUGUUACGGCCUACCGGUCGAGUUGUAGGAAUCAUCAAAAGGAACUGGAGACCGUAUUGUGGCAUGCUUUCCAAGUCUGACAUUAAGGAGUCAAGAAGACAUCUCUUUACACCUGCUGAUAAGAGAAUUCCACGAAUUCGGAUAGAAACCAGACAGGCUUCUGCAUUAGAAGGACGGAGAAUUAUUGUCGCUAUUGAUGGUUGGCCUAGAAAUUCUAGAUAUCCAAAUGGACACUUUGUUAAAAAUUUAGGUGAUGUUGGAGAGAAAGAGACAGAAACCGAAGUUUUGUUGCUUGAGCAUGAUGUUCCUCACCAGCCUUUCUCCCAGGCUGUUCUUAGCUUCCUGCCUAAGAUGCCGUGGAGCAUUACUGAGAAGGACAUGAAAAACCGAGAAGACCUGAGACAUCUGUGUGUUUGCAGUGUAGACCCUCCAGGAUGUACUGAUAUAGAUGAUGCCCUGCAUUGUAGAGAACUCAGUAAUGGAAAUUUGGAGGUUGGUGUUCAUAUUGCUGAUGUUAGCCAUUUUAUCAGGCCAGGAAAUGCACUGGAUCAAGAAUCAGCCAGAAGAGGAACAACUGUUUAUCUUUGUGAAAAGAGGAUUGACAUGGUUCCAGAGUUGCUUAGCUCUAACUUAUGUUCCUUAAGAUCCAACGUUGACAGGUUGGCAUUUUCCUGUAUUUGGGAAAUGAAUCAUAAUGCUGAAAUCUUAAAAACAAGAUUUACCAAAAGUGUAAUUAAUUCAAAGGCUUCUCUUACGUAUGCUGAAGCACAGAUGAGAAUUGAUUCAGCAGCUAUGAACGAUGAUAUCACCACUAGUCUCCGUGGAUUAAAUAAACUAGCUAAAAUUCUAAAAAAAGGAAGGAUUGAAAAGGGGGCUUUGACUCUGUCUUCUCCAGAAGUUCGAUUCCACAUGGACAGUGAAACUCACGAUCCAAUAGAUCUACAGACCAAGGAACUGAGAGAAACAAAUUCCAUGGUGGAAGAAUUUAUGUUACUUGCAAAUAUUUCUGUUGCAAAAAAGAUUCAUGAAGAAUUUUCUGAACAUGCUCUGCUUCGAAAACAUCCAGCUCCACCUCCCUCCAAUUAUGAGAUUCUUGUUAAGGCAGCCAAGUCCAAGAAUUUGGAAAUUAAGACUGACACAGCUAAGUCUUUGGCUGAUUCUUUGGACCGGGCUGAAUCCCCUGAUUUCCCAUACCUGAACACUCUUUUAAGGAUAUUGGCCACUCGCUGUAUGAUGCAAGCUGUCUACUUCUGUUCUGGAAUGGACAAUGACUUUCAUCACUAUGGCUUAGCCUCCCCAAUAUACACACAUUUCACUUCUCCCAUCAGAAGAUAUGCAGACAUAAUUGUUCAUCGGCUGUUGGCUGUGGCUAUUGGGGCUGAUAGUACUUAUCCAGAGCUGACAGAUAAACACAAGCUUUCAGAUAUAUGUAAAAAUCUCAAUUUCCGGCAUAAAAUGGCUCAAUAUGCUCAGCGUGCAUCAGUAGCUUUUCAUACCCAGUUGUUUUUCAAAAGCAAAGAUAUAGUAAGUGAAGAAGCCUAUAUUCUCUUUGUAAGAAAGAAUGCAGUUGUGGUGUUAAUUCCAAAGUAUGGCUUAGAAGGUACGGUUUUUUUUGAAGAAAAAGAUAAACCAAAGCCACGGCUUACUUAUGAUGAUGAGAUACCUUCACUCAGAAUAGAAGGUACAGUGUUCCAUGUGUUUGAUAAAGUUAAAGUGAAAAUUACAUUAGAUUCAUCAAAUCUUCAACAUCAAAAAAUCCGCAUGGCCCUUGUAGAACCACAGAUACCAGGAAUAAAUACCCCUCCUGAUGUUUCAGACACGGAUCUCAGUGGGCCAGGGGAGAAGAAGAGGAAACUUGAGAAGUAGCUACAUGCAACAGAAAACAUCGAAGACGGAUUACCUUCAACAACAAAAUUGAAAGCACACUUACAAACUCGUGUGCAUAUUAGUUACUUUUAAGUACAUUUCAAUAAUUUUAAGAAAUUUGCAUUUUUAUUGAGUUGCUGACUGAAUCUGUCUUACACUGUGCUUCAGCAACAACACAAAUUAUGCAGAAAAAUUCAUUUGAAUAUCCAUCACUUAAAUGGCAACAGAAUAGCGACCUCAGGGAUCUGUGAUGAUCAUUUAAAUGGAGUACUCAUCUGCUCAUUGAAGAGCAGAUUAAUUUUAUAUUAGUACUUUAUUGAAUAUGGGGGAAAACUGUCAAUUUCUGAGGAAAAUAACAUUUUAGAAUCAAAGAGCAAGCCUUUCUAAAUCUUGAGCUGUCAUUGUAUUUGAUCUUUUUACCAAUUUAAUUUGCCUAUUUGCAACACUGUGUUCACAUAUAUUUUGAAAAGCCUCCUGUACUUCACUAGUGGUCCUCAAACAAUUGUGAAUGUUUUAGAAUUAUAAGAAAACAAAAACUCAGGUAUCUUGACCUGAAUGGGAACAUUGUGAUUUUUGUUGAAAGGUGGUAAGUUCAGUCAUCAUUAUCCUUAAUCUUUGUUGCCAAUGUUUCUCUCAAACAAGGCAUUACAGCUCAGAGGAAAAACAGAUGUGGAAAUGUCUGCUUUCUUACAAAAACAGAUAAUGGCCUUUGAAUUUUAGUUAUAUCCAGUUAUAUAGGAAAGGAAGGAUUGUAUUAAAGACAUCAAAAGGAACAAAUGAAGUCUCAUUUGGUGUACUGGAUUGACUACUUGUCUCGAAAAUCCCAGAUUAAUGAUUACAUUAGGAAAACUUUUUUUCUUUUUUUUUUUGUUUUUUUUUCCGAGACAGGGUUUUCUGUAGUUUUGGUGCCUGUCCUGGAUUUUGCUCUGUAGACCAGGCUGGCCUCGAACUCACAGAGAUCCGCCUGGCUCUGCCUCCCUAGUGCUGGGAUUAAAGGCAUACAUCACCACUGCCUGGCUGGAAAAUUUUAAUUCAACUUUGCUUAGUUUCCAGUCAAGUAAAGUACUUCUGUAUGGCUGAAGGAAGACAGUCUUAAGUAGUGUUUGAUCCAAAUAAAAUGGAUCAGUGACUGACGGUAGAGGAGGAGACAGCAAACCUUGUUUGUAAAAGGCCACACACAGCAUUUCAGGCUGUUGGCUGAACUAUAACUAUAGCACAACUCUGCUGUAAUUGUAGUUUAUAAGCACUCAAAACAAUAUGUAAACAGGGAUGGUUAUGUUCUUUAAAAAAAUCAGUUUUCCAAGGAAACAAGCUUCAGUUCUAUGUAGAACAGAUAUUCUUGAGCUUUAGUCACCAAUCACUCAGUUUUUUUGCUGUUGAGUUGGGCAUGUAGUUCAGUGGUUUAAUGACUGCCUAGUAUGUACAAGGCCUUGGAUUUGAUCAGACUAUUGCAAAACACAAGACAAGAACUGUUUGCCAGGCGCUGGAAAGAUGGCUCAGCAGUUAAGAGCAAGCACCAGCUGCUUUUCUGGAGGACCUGGUUUGACUCUCAGUGCCCACAUGAUGGCCCUUAGCCAUCUGUAACUCCAAUUCCAGAGGAUCCAAUGCUACUUCUAGCCUCCAACACUCAAGUACUAUACAAACAUGAAUACAGGCAAGAACAAAGUUAAAAAUGUUAAACUAUUUGCCAUAUUUUACCUACAGUAGAAAAUGAGGUUGUCUUGGUAAUAGCCAAUCACUUAUGUGUGUUAAAUGUGUGCACAUGCAUGUUCUCACCUAUGGGUACUUGUAAGGUCAGGGACAUUGGAUGUCUUCCUCAGUUGUUUCUCCACGUUAAUUUUUUUGAAGCAGGGUCUUUCACUCAACUUCAGAGCUUGUCACUUUCAGCUACACUGGCUAGAAUCAACCAGUCCUGUCCCAUCCCCCACCCCCCCAAUCUCGGGUCACAGCCACAUGCUGCCAUGCUUACCUCUCAUGUAGGUUAGGUUUUCAUGCAUGUACAGCAAGCACUUUAUCUAUGGAGCAGCCCCCAUGUCUGUUACCAUUCUAAUUGUCUAGUGAUUUUAGUAAGUACAGGCUUUAAUCUCAAUUGAGCAAAUUAUGAUCAAAAACCUAUAUGCCCCAAGGCCUCUGCUUUGAGCCUUUAAAAUGUUUUUUUCUCUAGUGCUAGUUAUGAAGCCAAGCAGAUUACACAGAACACAGUCAGUCUCCCAGUGUCCAGGCUUUGCAUCUCCAAAUUGAAAGUACUUGGGGGGGGGGGGGGGGAUGCAUCUGUGCACUAGUCGGUAUUCCCCCAGAUAAUAAAACUCCUAUUUUCAUUGUAUUUACAUUGUAGUAGAUAGAAUGAGAAGAUGUGCAUACCUUAUAUGCAAAGAUCAUGUCAUUAAAUGAGGGACAUUAGCAUC
This is a messenger RNA of Peromyscus californicus insignis, 5397 nucleotides long. RefSeq names its product DIS3 homolog, exosome endoribonuclease and 3'-5' exoribonuclease (gene Dis3). Gene Ontology annotation, cellular component: nuclear exosome (RNase complex); cytoplasmic exosome (RNase complex). Gene Ontology annotation, molecular function: RNA binding; endonuclease activity; 3'-5'-RNA exonuclease activity. The record is from RefSeq and is a predicted model, not a curated record. Bases 116 to 2992 code for a protein of 958 amino acids. Gene Ontology annotation, biological process: rRNA catabolic process. Lineage: Eukaryota; Metazoa; Chordata; Mammalia; Rodentia; Cricetidae. The transcript has 21 exons.